AUGAGCAUGUUUAAGAAAUUAAAAGGCACGUUUCAACAUGCACAGCAAGAUCUGGUUGACGGCUUGCGUGCACUAACCUCAUUGGAUAAUAACUCACGAUAUGACCCACUUCAGAGUUUAAAAGCAAGGGAGGUCAGUCUGGACACAGGGGCAGAUCUUUUGCAUUGCUACCAAAAGAACUGGUCAUCUAUUGAAACAGAAACACGAGAAUCUGCAAAGAAGGCAGAGGAAGCUUCAACACUUUUGACUCCAUAUUUGAAAAAAUGGGAGAAGCAUGCUGAAUCUGUCGGCCAUCUUGAGCAGGAAGUGAAAAAUAUUCCCAGCAUUCUUGCCAUGCUGACACAGUUGCAUACAUUAUUAGAUGGUUUGUCUCAAAGCUUUAAAGAGGCAGGGAGAGGACUAGACAUACUGGAGGACCUUUGUGAGGAGCAGGAGUUUCACCGGAGAUGUCUCGAAGAGCAGAGGAAGUUGGCGAUGUACAAAGCACUAAAAGAAGCAGAAGCAGAGAAAGUGAAAGUUGAACUUGCCCAAGCUCAUGCCAAGAAAAUGGUGGAUCUAGAGGCAGCAAAGAGAAAAAAUCUUAAGGAGAGGGCAGAUGUAUUUACUUCAGCUUUCCAAAAUGAUCUAGAGUUUUAUCGAACUCAUGGACAUCCUGGAAAACUCCCUGUGGAGUUGCCGAAAGUUGCCAGUUUGAGCGAGAUCACCCUGGAUCAAGACAAGCAAGCCCUAGAUUCUUUCCUUGGUCCAAGUGGGGACACAGAAGGAAGUCUAGAAGUGUCAGGCGAGGGUUCCUACAUCGAGGACGACUACACCAACGACUUCUCUGUCAAACAGGACAUGGACUUCCUUGAAGACAACAGCCACCAAGAAAGCCUGGACAAUGAUGCCAGCCUCUCAGAUGAUGCUGAUGACAGCAUUGCUAGGAUUGAUCCAGAUGACAGCAUUGCUGGAAUUGAUCCACAUGACAGCAUUGCUGGAAUUGAUCCAGAUGACAGCAUUGCUGGAAUUGAUCCAGGUGACAGAAUUGCUGGAAUUGAUCCAGAGGGCAUAGCUAUCUCAGAUGACCAGUCUGUAUUGUCACCUGAACAUAACCGUGCAGAAGAUGCAGGCAGAACUGAACCUGAAAACAUAAACAGUUCAGACAUCACUCAGGUGCCUCCCAAAAACCAAGAAGGUGAUAAUGGAAAAGACAUUGUUGCAGCUGACUCCCAGAAUCAGGACAUUGCUGUCACAUAG
Molecule: messenger RNA, 1236 nt
Organism: Candidula unifasciata
Lineage: Eukaryota; Metazoa; Mollusca; Gastropoda; Stylommatophora; Geomitridae
Source: the annotation of a GenBank genome assembly